Molecule: messenger RNA, 1803 nt
Organism: Xylaria bambusicola
Lineage: Eukaryota; Fungi; Ascomycota; Sordariomycetes; Xylariales; Xylariaceae
Exons: 1
Coding region: 209-1360 (383 amino acids)
Source: RefSeq, a predicted model, not a curated record
GCCGCUACUUCACUAACAGCAGCUAUCCCAGCCACUUCCCGAGUCCCUCCACGUCACUUUGCCUACCAGGGGAGCUUUAUCUGACCUAUACCUACAUGUGCUAUAGAAUCGUUUAAACAUUUAACCCGAAGACUCACGUCUAGAAACAUCACUCAUCCUAACCAACCGUUGACCUGUUGAUUGCAAAGAACCUCGGUCGUGUUUCACAAUGGCUUCUAUUGGGCCAGCAUUGCCCCCGCAGCUCGCGAAACGCAAGCGCACGCCCGACGACGAGGAAACAUCUACAGACUCACCCGCAUCGAAAAUACGUGUUUCAGAAAGCACGCGAACCAACGAAGAUGAAGUUGAGCUCGACAGUGAUAGCGAUGAUGGAUACGGUCCUCCUGCUCCAAAAGCUAUCUCGCGCCCGUCUUCAAUAGGCCCGGCCCCCCCUCCAUCAACCUCAGCAGGGCCAAGUCUCUCAGAGAAGAACACCAGCAGUACCUCCCCUAAAAGCGAGGAGAAAACCACUGGUCCUUCGGCGCCAUUACCACCCACCACACACACGACAAACCGCUCAAUAGGCCCUACACUACCACCGACAAGCACAGACGAAAUCGACCUCGAAAGUGAAGAUGACGACGUUGGCCCAGCACCGCCAGAACCCAAGCGUGUCCAAGGCCCUGCUCCACCCCCAGCAGACCUCUCAGAAAGGCCGCCAGCAGAUUCAGAAUCCGAUUCGGACGAUGAUUACGGGCCGGCCCUCCCAUCAUCCACAUCACACCAAAAGCGGCAGGCCCGUGCUCUCGAGGCAGCAGAAGCCGAAGCAGCAACAGUUAAAGCGCCCCAGCGCGACGAGUGGAUGCUCGCGCCGCCAAGCGCAGGUGGAUAUCGUGCCUCAGACCCGACGAAAAUAAAAGCGCGCCGCUUCAACUCAGGUCCGCGCGCAGGCGCAAGCAACGGCGGCGAAAUCAGCAGCAUAUGGACAGAGACGCCCGAGGAGAAGCGCAAGCGUCUCGAGAACGCCGUGCUAGGCCGGGACACAACAGCGGGAUCCAGUGCAUCCUCGCAUCCGCCACGUCCGCAAAGCAAGACCAAAGAAGAUGUUGCGCAAGCCGCGCGGAUCCAGAACUACACCGAGUCGACGCGCGGCCGCAGUUUGUACGAGGAGCACCAAGCGGCGCGGGCGCGCGGCGACAAUCCCAAGACCGUCGGCGCCAAGAGCUGGGUGGACGAGGAAGAGGACGACCCCAGCAAGCGCACCUUCGACAAGGAGAAGGACAUGAAGCUCGGAGGUCGUAUCGGCGCUGCGCAGCGGCGGGAACUACUGAACAAGGCCGCUGACUUUGGCGGUCGGUUCGCCAAGGGGAAGUAUCUAUAGACAGCUGCGCAAGAUAGAAGAACGCACAUCGAUCUAAUUACAUUGGUCAUGGAUUGAUCUUAUCAUCUUUCAGCCUGCGAAUUUGAUAAGUAAGAACGCAUAUAUAUAUAUCUGUCUAUACCUUAAGUGCUGUGGAGAACAUAAGGAUCCAGGAAAGGGGUAAGUUGAUGAGGUAACUUUUAUACAACCUCGAAGUACCUAAUUACUAGUCACGCCUGAUAUAACCACCAAAAAUACUCACGACUAUCUAACUAACUUGAAUUCCCUAAAUAAUCUUUUUGCGUAGGAAUUAUGCCCAGGGCGAUUUCAUACUCUCAUUACCUCUCUCGUAGUGAUUAUAGAUAAUCCCAACCGUCGUCUCCGCGAGGUGCUCAACCCGAAAUGCAUCUCAACAAUAUCUAACGCAUUAGUCGUCCACACUCAGAUCUAAUUGUACAACAUUA